Molecule: messenger RNA, 3016 nt
Organism: Alosa alosa (allis shad)
Lineage: Eukaryota; Metazoa; Chordata; Actinopteri; Clupeiformes; Clupeidae
Product: NACHT, LRR and PYD domains-containing protein 3-like
Exons: 11
Molecular function (GO): protein binding
Source: RefSeq, a predicted model, not a curated record
UAAGUGUCUAAAGGAACACACUGUUUAAUCCUGCGCAGUUAUUAACCCUUCCAGUUUGGUGUCUUUGGCAUUUAAAAGAUCACAUGUGUGUUUAGAUCGUAUUCAUUGGGGAUGUGAACAGAGGGAUUACUGCCCCCUACUGGCCCACCAACACCACUUCCAGUAGCAACUUCAUUUUCCCAGGAGGUCCAGUACCAAGCCCACGCAGAUGACUCUGAAACCAUUACCGGCCAAAGAUAUCAAGUGUGAGAUCAGGAGAUACCAGGAAAAGGGGUGUGUUGGCCUAAAAUGAGUUCCAGUGAAGAAGAGGACCAUGGCUGUGAGCCUGUGGGCCCCAUGCAGCAGAAGAGAUCACACUCCCCUGUACCGAGCUGUGUGUCCAUGAAGAGUGACUGGUCCUUGGAACAUCCAUUAAACUUUGCUGGAGGAGGUGUUCCUGCUGGUCAGAGUUCCAUUCAGCAGAAGGGCUCUUCUUCCCCUGUACCAAGCAGCGUGUCCAUGAAAACUGACCGGUCCAUGGGGGAACCACUCCACUUUGAAGAAGGAGUUAUUCCUGCUGAUCAGAGAUAUCAGCAGAUCCACAAAUCCCACCUGCAGAAGAAGUUUCAGAGCCUGAUUGAGGGAAUCACGCAGCAGGAAGAGAUCAGACUCCUCCAGGAGAUCUACACAGAGCUCUACAUCACAGAGGGGGGAUGAGGAGAGGUCAAUGAUGAACAUGAGGUCAGACAGAUAGAGAGGGCAUCCUGGAGAGAAGCAGCACAAGGCACACCAAUCAGAUGCAGGGACAUCUUUAAACCCUUAUCUGGACAAGACAAACAUAUCAGGACAGUGCUGACAAAGGGAAUGGCUGGCAUUGGAAAAACAGUCUCUGUGCAGAAGUUCAUUCUGGACUGGGCUGAAGGAACAGCCAAUCAGGAUGUCCACUUCAUAUUUCCUCUUCCUUUCCGGGAGCUGAACCUGAUGAAGGAGAAGAAACUCAGUCUGGUGGAUCUUAUUCAACACUUCUUCCCAGAAAUCAAAGAUCCCAGGUUCUUGACCAGUUCGGAUCCCAGAGUCAUGUUCAUCUUUGAUGGUCUGGAUGAGUGUCGCCAUUCUCUAGAUUUCCACUUCAAACCAGAGUGUAACGAUGUGACAAAGCCAGCCUCAGUGGACGUGCUGCUGACAAACCUCAUCAAGGGGAAUCUGCUUCCAUCUGCUCUCCUCUGGAUCACUACCCGACCAGCAGCAGCCAAUCAGAUCCCUCUUCAGUGUGUGGACCAGAUGACAGAGAUAAAGGGAUUUAAUGACCCACACAAAGAGAUGUACUUCAGGAAGAGAAUCAGUGAUGAGAACCUGGCCAGCAGAACCAUCAAACACCUGAUGUCAUCCAGGAGCCUCUACAUCAUGUGCCACAUUCCAGUCUUCUGCUGGAUUUCAGCCACUGUUGUAGAGAGAACAUCAGAAGAAUCAGAAAGUGUAGAAAUACCAAGGACUUUCACUCAAAUGUAUGCACGCUUCCUGAUCAUUCAGACAAGCAUAACAAAGGACAAGUAUCUAGAGAGAAAAGAGACAGAUGAAGAGGUGAUUUUUAAAUUGGGGAAACUGGCUUUCCAACAGCUGGAGAAGGACAAUCUGAUCUUCUAUGAGGAAGACCUGAGAGAAUGUGGCAUUGACGUCACAGAAGCAUCAGUGUAUUCAGGAGUGUGUACUCAGAUCUUCAGAGAGGAGUCUGGGCUGUACCAGGGGAAGGUGUUUAGUUUUGUGCAUCUGAGCAUCCAGGAGUUUCUAGCAGCUCUAUAUGUGUUCCUCUGCUUCAGCAACAGACAGAUAAAUAUGCCUGACCAACAGCAAACAUCUCAGCUCUCUGCUCUGUUCAGAGCUGCAACACUUCAUGACCUACACACGACUGCAGUGAAUUUGGCCUUACAGAGUGAGAAUGGACACCUGGACCUUUUCAUCCGCUUCCUUCUGGGCCUCUCAUUGGAGUCUAAUCAGAAUCUCUUAACUGCAACUGCAUAUUGGCUUUGGAGGUGUAAUCUGACUGAGAAGAGCUGUUCCUAUCUGGCCUCUGCUCUGACCUCACACUCCUCAAGUCUCAGACAGCUGAAUUUGAGUGAGGAUGUUCUGCUGGACUCUGGAGUGGAAUGUUUAUGUUUUGCACUUUGUCAUCAAAACUGCAAACUGGAGGAACUACAGCUGAUGCGCUGUAAUCUGACAGAGAAGAGCUGUUCUCAUCUGGCCUCUGCUCUGACCUCACACUCCUCAAGUCUCAGACUGCUGGACCUGAGUGACAAUGACCUGCUGGACUCAGGAUUUGGAUUGAACAUUAUGUUCUGCACUUGGCUGACCAACUGUAAGCUGACAGAGAAGAGCUGUUCCUAUUUGGUGUCUGCUCUGACCUCACACUCCUCAAGUCUCAGACAGCUGAACCUGAGGGCCAAUAACCUGAGGAAAUCAACUGUAGAGCAGCUCUCUGCUCUAGUGGAGGACCCACACUGUAAAUUAGAGAAACUAGAGUUAUGGAAUUGUGAGCUGACAGAUAUGAGCUGUUCCUAUCUGGCCUCUGCUUUGUCCACACACUCCUCAAAUCUCAGAGUGCUGAUCCUGGAGGGCAAUAAGGAGAUUAGUAAAUCAGCUGUAGAGCAGUUCUCUGCUCUAGUGGAGGACCCACACUGUAAACUGGAGAGACUAGAAAGCAAUUGGGGGACCAUAGAGCGUUCAAGCAUACAGACACCCACCUCUGUCUUGUCUGCAGAAUGCCUGGGAAGAAACAUGAGCAUGUCCCCAGCUUCCAGCAGCUCACGAGAAACAGCCUCUUCCUGAGGGGAGCACAAAACACACACACACACACACACACACACACCAGCAGCACACAGGAAACAGCCCAAAACACACACACACACACACACACACACACACACUCACACACUAGCAGUACACAGGAAACAGCCUCUUCCUGAGGGGAGCACAAAACACACACACACCCCAGCAGCACACACACACACACACACACACACACACACACACCAGCAGCACA